Trichoplax adhaerens is the source of this 954-nucleotide messenger RNA. RefSeq lists its product as uncharacterized. Gene Ontology annotation, biological process: G protein-coupled receptor signaling pathway. The record is from RefSeq and is a predicted model, not a curated record. Gene Ontology annotation, molecular function: G protein-coupled receptor activity. Gene Ontology annotation, cellular component: membrane. Lineage: Eukaryota; Metazoa; Placozoa; Uniplacotomia; Trichoplacea; Trichoplacidae. The transcript has a single exon. Bases 1 to 954 code for a protein of 317 amino acids.
AUGUUGCGUCCUGUAGUAUUUGGAGCAGGAGUUGUUGCCAUAAUUACUAAUAGUGCUUUAUUCAUUUUUAUAAGAUGUAAUCGGAAUUUAUACCAAUUAUCUUCUGUACUUUUACUAAGCAUGCUUAUUAAUGGUUUUUUGUGGGGCCUUUACGAAGUAAUUCGAUUUGGUGAUGGUUUCUCAUUUAAAAUUGGUAUCCUUUGUGUUGUUUUAUAUCGUUUCGGUCAAGCAUUAUUUAUUAGUUUAAAUUUACACUCUUGUGUCAUUAUAUCGGAACGUUAUUUCGCUAUUGCUUAUCCAUUUCGUUAUAACCGAUUCUCAACGAUUGGCCAUUUAUCCAUUAUUAUUGUACUGGUUUGGUUAGUACCAACUGCGGUACCAAUAUUCUCUAUAAUCGAUGGUAUCUUUUCCAAGCGACUAGCAAAUUGCAGCUUAAUUGAUGUUCAACAAUUUAUUAGAAUUGAUUAUAUUUGCCAUCUGAUAAUGUUAAUAUUGGCAACUUUAUUGCUUGUGCUAUUACUUAUUAUGUAUGGUCGGAUUAUCUAUCUACUUAAAUUGCGCCAGUAUAAUCGGGUUGCAUUUGUUAGUACUCGUCGACAUUUUUCGUCAAUAGAGAGAUUACUCCGUGGUAAAUUGGCACUCAGAAAGAAAGCAGUUAUCCAAGCUAUGAUUGUCUUUACAUUUUAUGCUGUCUUUUUAAUACCCUUUUUAACAUUAUCUACCAUUGCUUUAAGUGAUAUCUAUCGUUUUGCGGAUAUUCUACAAGCUUCAGUUAUUUUACGUGAUGUCGCCUUUUGUUAUCCAGCCUUGCAACCAUUAAUCUAUGCUUAUUUUACUGCUGAUAUCCGUAAAGAGAUUUGUGUAGUUUAUCACAAGAUAGUCAAAUCGACACGUUUUCAGGGUACGAUAUCAAGAAGUAUAACUAGAGUAUCUGGAUUCAACGGGAGAUUCUGA